AUGACACGUACAUCGUUAGGCACAUCUCGACUUCCACAAGAUGUUCUAACUUAUACAGAUAAACAAUUCUACGACUUUAUUAAAAAUUUUUGUGGACAAGAUACAUCUGAUUUAUUGUCAAUUCAAGCUAUUCGAUCCGUCGAUUCAUUUCUUUCCAUUCAAGAUGUUUAUUCCAUCUUUGAAGUCGACAGUGACGACGUUAAAAAUAUUAAAAAACAAUGUGGUUUUCAAAAAAGAAAUGGAAUUUAUACAGUGAGACCAGUUUCAAUUCAAUCAACAGUUUCAGCUUCUUCUUGCUCACCCUUUACUGAUAGUGUAUCUAAUAUCAAUACAAAUGUUACUUCGUUCAUCUCGAAAAAAGUUGAAACUGAACAGCGUGCACUCAUUGAAAAAUCAAUUCAAGAAUGGUGUAUCAAAAAUGAAAAAAUAAUUAAUAUUUCUGAUUUCAAUCUUAUUUCUGAUGUAGAUUAUUAUUUACAAUUUAGUUCAUCUCUUGACAACCUUGAAAUUAAAUGUUCAUGUGGUAUAUUAUGUACUGUUUUUCUUGGCGGUUCUGGCAAUUUUAAAUUAUCAAAUUAUUUUCGUCAUUUAAAAACCAAUUGUUUAUUCAUUCAAACCAAAGUAAAAAAAAACAAUCAAAUCAACAACGAAAUACAAGAUAAUAGUCAAGAUUUUUCGUCUAUUCAUUCUUCACAACAAACAUCAACAAGUGCUGGUCGAAAACGAGCUGGACGAACAAUAGAAAAUCAUGCAACCAAAAAAAAGAUUCGGAAAAAUUAG
Molecule: messenger RNA, 780 nt
Organism: Rotaria sp. Silwood1
Lineage: Eukaryota; Metazoa; Rotifera; Eurotatoria; Philodinida; Philodinidae
Source: the annotation of a GenBank genome assembly